Parastagonospora nodorum SN15 is the source of this 738-nucleotide messenger RNA. RefSeq lists its product as hypothetical. NCBI's taxonomy places the organism in Eukaryota, Fungi, Ascomycota, Dothideomycetes, Pleosporales, Phaeosphaeriaceae. The transcript has 3 exons. The coding region runs from base 1 to 738 and encodes 245 amino acids. The record is from RefSeq and is a predicted model, not a curated record.
AUGGCAUUCCAGGAGUACUACAAGUCGUUGGUCCUUACUUUCGGAGCCUCAGUCGGCGAUCAACGCGACAUGCACAGUCAAGAAGUCAUCAUUAACAGCACUAUAAAACCUGCAAUCGAGGCUUGGGAGAAGCAACUUGGAGUCAAACGAUUCCCUGAUGUUCAUGCAUUCUUCAUCUCCUCUGUAUUCGAUUGGUCAUUUCCGACACCUGCCACGGAGAUGGUUUUCCCGCCGUAUACUCCAGAACGAGCAACCUACGGGUUCAAUGAGUGCAAAAACUUGGGUCGCCAAAUGGAAGAGUGCAAAGAUGAGGGCCCUGAGAACCUGAUCCUGACCUUGGAGUAUGAGCGAGAAUGGCUGUAUAUCUGGAUUCAGGUUGUAGAUUUCGAGAUGGGAAUCUGCUCUGUCCAUUGCAAGCGCUUCAUUCGGGAACCGGGAGAAAGGUAUCAAGAAUUUCUGGAUGAAAUGGAUGCCCGAUUCUACAAGCGCCAGGAUGUUCGCGCAAUCAUUGUUGCUGGCGAAGCUUCUGUGUCAGGAAGCUUCAAUCUCGCAAAACUCGCACGGGGUGUUGUUGGGAUAGACAUGGCUAGGAUCAUGACGGAAAUCCCCAAUUCUGAGGUCGUGUCCAGGGGUGCAACAGCGUGGGCUCGAAGGACGGCGGCCCACCCACGGCGUUUCAUUGUUCAACAAGGCAAUUAUCCGUCUGCGCAUGAGCGUGAUGAGCAUGAUGAGUUGUAG